AUGAAGAGCCCUUUGGGUUCUGAUGAGGAAUCAGAUACGUUUAUACAAAACAAUGGGUUAUUUCCUAGCAUGUAUAGUCGACAUGGUUUGAACAAUAACAAUAAAAACAAGGUCCCCUCCUCCUCUUCCCCCUCGACAUCAUCAUCACCAUUAGCAGCUGAUUCUGACAAUGAGUCAGUAAACACGUUGAGGAAAGUUUUCAAUCCAAGAAAACAGCAUGCUUCUUGGCUAGAUUUGGAGAUGAAUGAAGUUGACUUGUCUAAUUAUCUGCCACCAUCGCGUGUAGGCACAGCAGCACUUUAUGAGGAGGAGAAGGAGGAAGAGGAGGGGUCGAAUGACGAUCUUCCAUCGUUGGACUCAAGUGUGAUAGAUGAUUUGGCAAGAAACAAUGAAAUGGACGAACCGGGAAGAUUCAAAUUUGUCAGAAUGUAUGAAAAAUUGGCAAAAGAAAAGUCAAAGAGAAAUAAAGCAAGGAUCAUUCUUGACAAAAUGAAAGGCAAUGAAGACAUACCCUUACAAAUCAUGAGAUCAAACAGCUCUUCAGUUUUUGAACUAUCUAAACUAAACGAUUUUGAAAAGUUUGUUAAAGAAACGGCUUUGAGUGACAAGAUUCAAGGUCAAGUUUUUCUGAAACUACUACCAAUAAAUCCAAAAGAAGAAAAGAACACUUUAAAGAUUGUUAAAGAGCUGGACCUUGCCAAUAAUUUUUACGGUGGCCAUGACACAUCAUUGACAAAAGGAACCAAGAAAAGAUUCUUGAAACACAAUUUCAAAAAGGAGCAGGAAGCAGCAGCAAUAACAGAGUACGUGACGAAAAGUGAUGAUGAAGAGUUGUUCUUUUCCAGAUCGAAUUCCUCAAAAACACAAGACGACUACGACGACGACGAUGAUAAUAAUGAUGAUGAUGAUGAUGAUGACAAUGGCGCUUCUUCACAAUUACUACAACGACGAUUGAGCGUACGACACUUACAAAUGAUAUCGCUUGGUGGAACCGUUGGUGUUGGGUUAUUUCUAAAUUCAGGAAAAGCUAUAAACAUUGCCGGUGGGUUUGGAGCAGUACUAGCGUUUGGUAUUGUUGGCUUGGUCGUAUUGUGCACAAUGAUGUCCUUUUGUGAAAUGGUAACGUUCGUUUCGGUAAUUGAUGGUGUUUCUGGAUUAAGCUCGAGGUUUGUCGAUGAUGCGUUUGGUUUUGCCACUGGUUGGUUAUAUUUCUUUAGUUUUGCAUUUGGUGUAACAGGCGAGGUGGUUGCUGGAGUGAUAAUGUUGUCGUAUUUUCCUAAUUUGCAGACAAUGUCUAACAAAGGUGCAACCACUGGGUUUGUUACUCUAUUUCUUGCAUCAGUGCUUCUCAGUAAUCUCAUUGAUAUCAGAGUUUAUGGUGAGAUUGAAUUCGUUUCAAGUUUGAUUAAGUUGAUAUGGAUCGUGGUGAUGAUGAUUGUGAUGAUUAUUUUAAAUCGUGGUGGGUUUGGUGGACCAGUGAUUGGAUUCAAGUAUUGGGAUCGUCUGAAGUCGGACUUUGAGAAUAAUAUCAUUUAUGGAUUAUUUCGGCCAUCUUUUAACUUGCAUGAUAAAGGUACAAGCCCUCCAUCGGAUGGUAUAGGUGGGAAUACAGGUAGGUUCCUAUCACUACUUACUGCUAUCUUAGUUGUAAGCUACGCAUACAGUGGUACUGAAAUUGUGUGCAUUGCAGCUUGCGAAGCUAAAAACCCCAGAAAAGCCCUUCCUUCUGCUACAAAGAGAGUUUUUUGGAGAAUUGUUAUAUUUUACUGUCUAUCAGCAUUUUUAGUGACAUUAAAUAUUUACGCGGGAGAUCCCAGGUUGUUGCGAUACUAUCUGGGCACAACGGGGAUUCUGCAAGAGGAGUUUGCAACUAAUAUUGCAAUUCAAUCUGUUGGCGGCACCCAUUGUGAUUUUGACUCUACGAUCCUUGCUGGCUAUGGUAGUGGCGCUCAAAGUCCUUGGGUAGUAGCCUUUCAAAGUGCUGGGUUAUGUAGCUUUAGUACUGCUGCUAGUAUCUUUUUGGUGUUUUUUGCAGUUAGUUGUGGCAAUGCACAAUUAUAUGUGAGUUCAAGAACAAUUUAUGCUUUGGCCUUGCAACGCAAAGCACCCAGGUUUUUAACAUAUUGCAACAAGAAGGGAAUUCCUUAUAAUGCUGUGUUGUUUGCAGGAUCUUUUGGGUUAUUUUCAUAUACGUGUGUUUCGCAAUCGGCAACAAUUGUUUUCCAAAACUUGAACAGUGUUAUUUCUUCGACAGGGAUCUUUGUUUGGUUUGCAAUGUGCCUCACAUUUGUGCGUUUUUAUUACGGGUUGAGAAGACGACCGGAUAUAAUUGGAAGAAACCACAAGUCAUAUCCUUAUCGAUCUCCGUUCCAGCCAUAUAGUGCCAUUUGUGGUAUGGUUUUUACGGCGCUUAUAAUAUUGUCUAUGGGAUUCGUCGUGUUUUUGAAGAAAGAGUGGGACACAAUGUUUUUUUUUUCAAGCUAUGGACCUUUAAUGGUCUUUGCGGCACUCUAUGCUGGUUAUAGAGUUAUCAAGGGAACAUCGAUACCAAGUUUGGACCAAUUGGAUUUCGAUUCAGGAAGGACUGAAAUGGAUCGAUAUAUCUGGGAUGGGGGAACUGACUACAAUAAGAGAAACUUUAAAGAGGUCUUGUACAAGUGGAUAUCAUUCUUAGUAUAG
This is a messenger RNA of Lodderomyces oxycetoniae, 2679 nucleotides long. RefSeq names its product Ssy1p (gene SSY1). The record is from RefSeq and is a predicted model, not a curated record. The transcript has a single exon. Gene Ontology annotation, biological process: amino acid transmembrane transport. Gene Ontology annotation, molecular function: amino acid transmembrane transporter activity. The coding region runs from base 1 to 2679 and encodes 892 amino acids. Gene Ontology annotation, cellular component: membrane. NCBI's taxonomy places the organism in Eukaryota, Fungi, Ascomycota, Pichiomycetes, Serinales, Debaryomycetaceae.